AUGUCUUAUAAAUAUCGCUUACUUCCUACCACCAGCAUCCUUUCUGCCGAACUUUUUGCUAUUAAGGAAUCACUAAGAAUAAUCUCCAACCUACCUCCUUCCAAAUGGGUGAUAUAUUCAGAUUCACUAAAUGCAUUACAAUGCCUAAACGAAUUAUCACUAAAACAUCCUCUAGCCGUUAAAUCGCUCGAUUUGCAUCACUCUUCAAUAUCUAAUGGUUCAACUGUGGAUCUAGUAUGGAUUCCUAGCCAUGUGGGUAUAAGAGGUAAUGAAGAUGCUGAUAAGAUUGCUAAGACUGCGCUGGGUCACUGUUCAGAAGUGGGGAAGUCAUUUGGAAUCGACUCAGGUUGGGUCAGUGUGCCACCUCCUAAUAGUGUGCCACCUCCUAAUAGAAUAUCCCUCCUUCAAUAA
Messenger RNA from Sitophilus oryzae (rice weevil), 411 nucleotides. RefSeq lists its product as uncharacterized. Gene Ontology annotation, molecular function: nucleic acid binding; RNA-DNA hybrid ribonuclease activity. The record is from RefSeq and is a predicted model, not a curated record. Bases 1 to 411 code for a protein of 136 amino acids. NCBI's taxonomy places the organism in Eukaryota, Metazoa, Arthropoda, Insecta, Coleoptera, Curculionidae. The transcript has 2 exons.